UCUGUGUAUCGUUUACGGGAUCCAGAACAGACAGUAAACAAGCAUUCAUAUUUCAUGCGCAACCCCGAAAGGUGGGAUAUUACGGUGUCUGUUCCGCAGAUCUUUUUAAUAAAGCGACUUUUUUUAAUAAAGCGACUAUUUUUCCUGCAUUUCUGACAUCCAAAUCCAUGUUUUGUCUAUCUGAUAUUUCAGCGGCCCAGACGACCUUUGGGAUUUUGGAGAGGAGACGACCGUUCGAACUCUCACUAACAGAGUCUCUGUUUGCAGCCUAACUAAACAUCUGCUCAAAAUAUCCAGAAUGCCAGCGGAUUCCAUUAUUCUGAGAACAUUUAGUUUAGACAACUGCAGGCAUUCAAGUUCAUCAGAGAAUCAACAUUGGAUUAACUUAAAAUGUCGAUCCCAGUGGAAAGAAGGUAGAAAUGAAGAUUCGACGCAGGUCGAUGUCACUCAGGUAUUCAACGAUAUGAUUAUAUAGGCUUACUUUAAUAUUGAUAUUGAUAUGAUUAUAUAGGCAUAUGAUCAUAUAGGCUUACAUAUGCCAGCCGAAUUUUGUUAUUCAAAUAUAAUUUAAGGUCAGUCUGCUUUCAUGUAGAUCACAAUUCGUUCAGUAUUUUAAUUAAAAAUUUACAACGUGACGCCAUGUUGGACUUUGGUGUUUAAUUAGUUGACUCGAAGCUCAAGAAUAACCUUUCCACGGCAGAAAAUUGCGCAUGCUAAUGAAGCUGCUGCCUCAUAAAUAAGAAAAUUGGCAAAUAUGUGAAUUUGCGAUGUCUUCAGAAAAACGGAAUAGGUUCUUACCAAGUUCCAAAGAAAAAAGCAGUCGACUCUGCGGCGAUCAUAAGGAAACCUUUCCCAGAUCUACUGGAUCGUAGCACAAAAGAACGUGCCUGCGUUUUUGAAAAGCCUAAGGGUGAUCAAUCAGCUAUGACGCAAAAAGCACAAGACACGAUGUUUAACAAACAAUCGAAUCCGGCACACAGAAAACACCACAACGAUGAAUCUAAUAAACAGAUACCGAUCAUCAAAAGCGCAAGUCCUGCUGUAAAUCAAGAUUUAUCGUCAGAUCCGCGAAGACACCGUUUAGUUGCGGCCGUUGCAGCGAGUGCCGGCACGACAAUGAUUCAUGCCGAAGCUACGACAUCUGAUUUCAGGAAAGCAAAAAAAGUUUGUUACUCAAAACCGCGCUCUAAAAUUCAGGACGAUGGAACUGAUACGGAAGUUUCUGCGCCUAUGAUCGGUUGCUCAAUUACGCCCGCCAAAAUUGUUGCUUCCACUGCUGCGAGCGCUGUUGUUCCUGUACCAGCAUGGAGGCGCAUUUUAAAUAUUUCUACUUCCGGAGCCACUGGACCAUUGAUGUCUACAAAAAUGGAACCGCGUAACGAACCAAGUUCUCAUGUUACGUUUAAACUGGUCAACACGGAAAUAAUGACAGAUCCGCUAGAAGUCGUUCACGGUGCUGUGGGAACAGUGGACUAUCGCUCCAUUCCAUACAAUGCUGGAACAGACGGUGAAUUUGGUGUUGCACAAAAUACCAGCAUUGUUAUGCCUGAUUUUAAGACGUCCAAUACCAGCGAGGUUAAUCUGGAACAGCAGAGAACACAAUGCCAUGAUUCCAUCUGUCCACACAUUACAGGCGAAAUCGCACAAAACUCUCCCAAUGUGCAAACAAAUUUUCCGUUGCCAACAAGUAUACUAGGCCAAAUGCCGAAUCGGCCGGUUUUAGAUGAGGUACGGAUUGGUGAUACCAUAAUGAUUAACGGCCGAAAGCGACUGGCACUCCCGCCCCUUCCGGCGCCGCCCCGUGGUGUUGAUCUGGAUUUUCUUCACCGUACAUCACCGGAAACGCUCAGCGUAGACGGACAAUUGAAAUGGCUGGAACAGGCCAUCUCAAGAGUCACCUAUUUCUCAGAACUCUAUCAUUAUCGUGACCGGGUCAGAAAAUCGUACCUGCAACGGUUUCUUUAAACCCAAGCUAGUAUCUUUGUGGAGAAGAGUGGAGAGCACCUGUACCGUAUGUUGGUAAUUUGAAUUAUGGGUGCUCGGCACUGCUCGCUCAAACACCUAUUGAAUCUGUAAUUAAUGCAGUGGCGCAAAGAAGUUUGUUCCGAUUUGACCUUAAUAUCGUGUUGCAUAAUUAUUAUUUUAUUUCUUAUGCUAGGCUGUUCUUCUUCCAGCAUUGUGUCUGUACAAUAAUACUGAUAGCAGAUGUUGACUUUGGUUUGCCCCUAAUAUUGCCAAAUGUGGAUAAUACGAAUAAGGACAUUACCGCGUUCUAAGGUUCAA
This is a messenger RNA of Paramacrobiotus metropolitanus, 2283 nucleotides long. RefSeq lists its product as uncharacterized. The record is from RefSeq and is a predicted model, not a curated record. Lineage: Eukaryota; Metazoa; Tardigrada; Eutardigrada; Parachela; Macrobiotidae. The transcript is spliced from 3 exons. The coding region runs from base 925 to 1965 and encodes 346 amino acids.